ACACAGGUUUACGUCAGGGCGUCACAGCGCCGCCUCCCCCUCCCUCAGUCUCGCUGGGAAGAAAAAAAAAAAACUUUUUUUUUUUUUGUAUCGGAGGAAUCAACAGCCGCCAUCUUGACGCGGCUCAGAAUCGGGAUUUCGGGGGGAGCAUUAAUUUUAAAAACCGACCGGAGCUGCUUAGACCGGGCUCAAACGGCUUUUUUCGUGCAUAAAAUCGAAGUGUUAGUUCUUCCGAUGAGAAUUAAUGCAAACAUGUGAGGGUUAAAUGGGUUUUUAUCGUCUCGAAAGCCCACUGUAUAUUUGAUUUCCCUUUUAGAGAGCGCCGCUUCUCGCCGUAUCUCCGUCCCGAGACGCUGUAUUUACCGGGAGACAGCGACGAGAAAAAUAAUCCACUUCAUAGAAAAUAUUUUUUGAAUUUUGCUCUUUUUAUUUAAGCCCGAGAUAGAUUUUAUGGCUGCUCGUUUCGAGUGCGAAAAAAAUGAUUGUGUACAGACGUGAAACCGGCGAUCUGCGGAGAAAGAGAUUUGCCUACGGCUUUUGUAAUAUUUUAUGAUUGAUUUUUAUUUAUUUUUCUCGAACUGAAAUAAUUUUUGGACGUAAUUAUUGAGGAUAAUUAUGUGGGUGUUGGGUGUUGGAUUAUCAUGGGGUGAUCUUUGGUGGCGAAGCGUGGCGCUGUUGCCUUUCUUUUGAAGCCCUUUUUCUCCAGGCAGCAUUUCGCCAGUCUGCCAGUCCAGAAAAAAAAAAAAAAAAAAAAAAAACUGUUAAAUUGCUCCUUUUACGCGUAACGAUAGGAAAAGUUACCAGUUAUCACGAGACAGAGGCCGACAACUUGGACUGAUCCUACUGUUAUUUUUCUGCAUCAUCAUCCAUUCAUAAAAUCUGCCGAGCAGGAUGGCUGACAAUCUGCUGGAUGCCGGACCCCCUACUGCAAAGCGACCUAAGCUGAAUUCACCUCUCUCAGGAUCAGAUGGCCCAGAUCUUGUAUCUCUGUUUGACCUGGAAAAUGACCUGCCAGAUGAGCUCAUCCCCAAUGGAGACUUGGGAAUGGGAAUGUCCUCUAAUGGUGGUCCAGGUGGAGGGGGUCCUGGUCUCAACUCCAUCGUUCCGGAUGCAGCUGCAAAACACAAGCAGCUGUCUGAGCUCCUCCGACCGGGAAGCUCCUCCAUCUUAGGAGGUGGCCCCCAACAGGGAGGCAUGGUGGGAAGCCAGCUCGGCGCUGUGCUUGGUAAAAGUCCACUGGGGCAGGGCUCUACCAAUCACCAGUCUCCCCAGGCCCAGAAAGGUGGUGCAGCUGCUGGACAAGGCAAUGGAAGCACAGGCAUGGGCUUCAACCAGGCCAUGUUGAACAGUGGGCAAGGUCACGGGGUCAUGGGCCAGGCAGGACAAGUGAUGAAUGGGGCUCUGGGGCCAGCAGGCCGGGGUAGACCUGGCAUGCAGUACCAGGGCCAAGGCAUGCCGGGUGCACAAGGACCUGGUGUUGGAGGCAGCGUGCUGGCAGAGACACUCACACAAGGAGGGCCACAGUUGGGUACACACAACGCAAUGAAUGCUCAGCAAGCUGGAAACAUGAAUAAGAUGGGGAUGUCAGGAGCACCAUUUGGCCAGCAGUACGGUCAGGCUGGGGUGCAGCAGAUGGGGGCAGCGGGGGUCAAUGCCCAACAACUCCAGAACAAGACAGCCCUUUCCAACAACCUGCCCCAAUUCCCUGCUGAGCUGAAGGGAGCUGGAAGUGUGCCAAAUAUGUCCCAGAUGCAGCAGCAGGUAGCCUCAGUGGGCAUGGUCCCCGGAGCUGGUGGCGUGUCAGCGGGCCCGACGGCCGACCCCGAGAAGCGCAAACUCAUUCAGCAGCAGCUGGUCCUGUUGCUCCAUGCACACAAGUGCCAGCGGCGGGAGCAGGCCAAUGGGGAGGUGAGGGCCUGCACUCUGCCCCACUGCCGUACCAUGAAGAACGUCCUCAACCACAUGACCCACUGCCAGGCUGGCAAGUCCUGCCAGGUGGCUCACUGCGCAUCAUCCAGACAGAUCAUCUCCCACUGGAAGAACUGCACGCGGCACGACUGUCCUGUCUGUUUGCCUUUGAAGAAUGCUAGUGACAAGAGGAACCAGCAACCCAUGCUAAGUUCCCCUGGGGCUGGCCUGCAGAAUGCCAUCAGCACCGUGGGGCCUGGCCAGCCAAGUGCCACAGCCAUCAGCAGCGCUGCCACGCACAUCGACCCCAGCUCCAUGCAGAGGGCCUACGCUGCCCUUGGCCUGCCGUAUGGGAACCAGUCCCCUGCUCAGGUCCAGGGGCAGGGGCCCGCUCAGCAAAACCCCCAGGGCCCACAGCACCAGCAGCUGCGAAAUAUGAACCCAUUAGGCACUAAUCAGAUGAACCAGAUGGCAGGAGGCAUGGUUGUCCCCUCUUCAGACCAGACUGGCAUGCACUCCGACUCCUCCCUGCCAUCCACACUCAACAAUCAGCUGAUGCCAGAUGGGUCAGUAGCAGGAGGCAUGGGAAAUCUGCCCACUGCCACCCCUCUCUCUGCUACUGGGGUAAGGAAGGCCUGGCAUGAACACGUCACUCAGGACCUGCGCACCCACCUGGUGCACAAACUUGUACAAGCCAUAUUCCCCACCCCAGACCCCGCAGCACUGAAGGACCGGCGAAUGGAGAACCUGGUGGCAUAUGCACGCAAGGUUGAGGGUGACAUGUAUGAGUCCGCUAACAGCAGGGAUGAGUAUUACCACUUCCUGGCAGAGAAAAUCUACAAAAUCCAGAAAGAACUGGAGGAGAAGAGACGCUCACGGCUCCAGAAACAGCCUGGCAUGGUGGGCACAGCUGGGCCUCAGCAACCUGGCAUGGCUCAACCCAACACCAUGGGCCCAGGACAGGCCGUCCGACCUCUCAAUGGACCUGUCCCGAUACCAAACAUGCCAAAUCAGACCAUGAACCGUAUGCAGGUGCCCCAAGGAAUCAAUCAGUUUAACCCAAUGGCAAUGCAGAAUGCGCAGAUGUCUCAGGCACCCAUGGGAGCACGUGCUCCCUCUCCCAUGAACCAUCCACAGCAGAUGAACAUGAGCUCCGUCUCAGCGAUGGGCAUGUCUCCGUCAAGGAUGCCUCAGACUCAAGGAAUGAUGGGAAGUCAUGCUAAUAACAUGGUAGCUCAGCCAACCAACCAGGGCCAGUUCCUGCCACAAGGCCAGUUCACUGCAGCUGCAGGUGGAGCAAUGAAUGUGAAUGUAGGCUUGGGCCAGCCCAUAACACAGGCUGCUGUCACACAGCAGCCGCAGAACUCUAACCUCCCUCUAAAUGCACUGGGAUCCCUCGGCUCCCAGAUACCCUGUGGCCCUGCAGCACAGCCCACCCUGCGUGCCACCCCUCCACCCAAUGCCCCUGCCAGCCUGCAGCCUCAGCAACAGCAGCUCCAGCAGCAACAGCAACAACAGCAGCACCAUCAUGCUUCUGCACAGGCACAGGUGGCGCCGCGGCCUUCCACCCCGGCUUCCGUGGGUGGGCCCUCCUCCACCCCAACCCAUGUACCCAGUAACCUCCCUGGCCCCCAAUCAGCCAUAGGCACACCCCCUGACCCCUCCCUGCCGCUCACACCCCUGCAGCCCCAAACAGAGCCCCCCAGCCAGAUGCAGCAGCCAACCUCAGUGCAGGCACAGCACCCCAGCACACCGUUAUCCCAGGCAGCAGCAAGUAUUGAUAACAGAGUGCCCACCCCAGCCUCUGUAGCUGAGCUGAGCUCCCAGCAAGCUUUGCCGGACGUGAGUGGCACUGAAGCCAAACCUGAAAUAAAAGAUGAAGAAGAUAACAGCAACUCUGGGAAGAAGCAGACAGAUAUAAAGAUGGAGCAGGAUGAUGAAACCAAACCCCUGGUGGUGAAGAAGGAGGAGCCAGAUGCAGUAGAGCCAAAGCAUGAACCAAUGGAGACUGAGGAGAAGAAGCCGGAGAUGAAGGUAGAACCCAAAGAAGAGGAGGAGAGCGGGGCCAACAGCACAUCAGCCACCUCCACCACUCAGAACCGCAAGAAAAUUUUCAAGCCAGAGGAGCUGAGACAAGCCCUAAUGCCGACUCUUGAGGCCCUCUACAAGCAAGACCCUGAGUCACUGCCCUUCAGACAACCUGUAGACCCCAUGUUGCUGGGCAUCCCUGACUAUUUUGAAAUUGUGAAGAAUCCCAUUGACUUAUCCACCAUCAAGCGCAAGCUGGAUACGGGUCAGUACCAGGAGCCGUGGCAGUAUGUGGAAGAUGUGUGGCUCAUGUUCAACAACGCCUGGUUGUACAACCGUAAAACAUCGCGCGUCUACAAGUACUGCACUAAACUGGCAGAAGUGUUUGAGGCAGAGAUUGAUCCCGUCAUGCAGGGCCUGGGCUACUGCUGCGGCAGGAAGUUUGAGUUCUCACCCCAGACGCUGUGUUGCUAUGGCAAACAGUUGUGUACCAUCUCCAGGGAUGGCACCUACUACAGCUACCAGAACAGUUCACCCAAAUAUGGCCUUAUUGCCGACAGGUAUCACUUCUGUGAGAAGUGCUUCAACGAGAUCCAGGGCAACAGUGUGACCCUGGGGGACGACCCAGCACAGCCACAGACCAUGAUAUCAAAAGAGCAGUUUGAAAAGAAGAAAAAUGACAUGUUGGACUCUGAACCGUUUGUUGAAUGUAAAGACUGUGGACGAAAGAUGCAUCAGAUCUGCGUGCUGCACUAUGACGUCAUUUGGCCUUCGGGCUUUAUCUGUGAUAACUGUCUGAAGAAGUCUGGAAAAACAAGAAAGGAGAACAAGUUCUCAGCCAAACGGUUGCAGUCUACAAGGUUAGGGACAUAUAUUGAGGACAGAGUGAACAAGUACUUGAAAAGGCAGAACCACCCAGAGGCCGGGGAGGUGUUUGUGCGAGUCGUGGCCAGCUCUGACAAAACUGUGGAGAUUAAGCCUGGCAUGAAGUCCAGGUUUGUGGACUCAGGCGAGAUGGUUGAGAGCUUCCCUUACAGAACCAAAGCACUUUUUGCAUUUGAGGAAAUAGACGGGGUGGACGUUUGUUUCUUUGGCAUGCAUGUCCAGGAGUACGGCUCAGAGUGCCCCUUUCCAAAUACCAGACGGGUUUACAUAUCAUACCUCGAUAGUAUUCACUUCUUCAAACCACGUUUGCUAAGGACUGCAGUGUACCAUGAGAUCCUAAUAGGUUACCUGGAGUAUGUGAAGAAACUGGGGUAUGUGACAGGUCACAUCUGGGCCUGCCCACCCAGUGAAGGAGAUGACUACAUUUUCCACUGCCACCCUCCUGACCAGAAGAUCCCCAAACCCAAGAGGCUUCAAGAGUGGUACAGAAAGAUGCUGGACAAGGCUUUCGCUGAGAGGAUCUUACACGACUACAAGGACAUUUUCAAGCAGGCAACAGAGGACCGGCUGACCAGUGCCUACGAGCUGCCAUACUUCGAGGGUGACUUUUGGCCUAAUGUAUUGGAGGAGAGCAUUAAGGAACUCGAGCAGGAGGAGGAGGAGAGGAAGAAGGAGGAAAACACAGCCUCCUCUGAGACGACAGAGGGAGCCCAAGCUGACAGCAAGAAUGCCAAAAAGAAGAAUAACAAGAAAACCAACAAAAACAAGAGCAGCGUCAGCCGAGCCAAUAAGAAGAAGCCUGGGAUGCCGAAUGUAGCCAAUGAUCUGUCCCAGAAGCUCUAUGCCACGAUGGAGAAGCAUAAGGAGGUGUUCUUUGUUAUUCACCUCCAUGCUGGGCCGGUCAUUAACACCCUGCCACCUAUCAUGGACCCCGAUCCUAUGCUGACCUGUGACCUGAUGGAUGGCCGUGAUGCCUUUCUUACUUUGGCCAGGGACAAGCACUGGGAGUUCAGCUCAUUGAGAAGGUGCAAAUGGAGCACGAUGUGCAUGUUGGUAGAGCUGCACAACCAGGGCCAGGACCGCUUUGUGUACACCUGCAACGAGUGCAAGCACCACGUGGAGACUCGCUGGCACUGCACCGUCUGCGAGGACUACGACCUAUGCAUUAACUGCUACAAUGCUAAGGGCCAUGAGCACCAGAUGGUGAAGUGGGGCCUGGGUAUAGAUGACGACAGCAAUGGUCAGGGUGGAGAGGCCUCCAAGAGCCCUCAGGAGAGCCGACGUCUCAGCAUCCAGCGCUGCAUCCAAUCUCUGGUCCACGCCUGCCAGUGCCGAAAUGCCAACUGCUCUUUGCCUUCAUGCCAGAAGAUGAAGAGAGUGGUUCAACACACCAAGGGCUGCAAGCGCAAGACAAAUGGUGGCUGCCCUGUGUGCAAACAGCUCAUCGCUUUAUGUUGUUACCAUGCCAAGCACUGUCAGGAGAACAAGUGUCCUGUUCCCUUCUGUCUGAACAUCAAGCACAAACUCCGUCAGCAGCAGCUGCAGCACAGGCUCCAGCAGGCUCAAAUGAUGCGCCGCAGAAUGGCCACCAUGGCUGGAAGGGGUAUGCCCAUGCCAUCGCCACCUACCUCAGCUGCCCCUGACACCCCCAACUCUGUGCAGCAGCCUAAUACACCCCAGACUCCCCAACCCAUGCCCAACCAGCCCCAGCAACAACAACAACAACAACAACAACAACAGCCGCCGCCACCAAACCCUGCCAAUAUUUCCCAAGGUUUCCACAACAAUGGCCGUAGCAGCCAGCCUCCAACACCAGUGACACAGGGCAAACCAGGCCCUCAGUCAUCCCCUCUCCAUCAACAGCAGUCACCUCUGCCUAACAUGCCACACCAACAGCAGCCUCAGCUACCACAGCAGCAGCAACAACAACAACAACAACAGCAGCAGCAGCAACAGCAGCAGCAGCAACAACAGCAACAACAACAACAACAGCAGCAGCAGCAGCAACAGCAACAGCCCUUGCUUGCAGCCCUGAAGGUGGCGAGACAGAUUGAGCUGGCAGCCAAGGUGAAGCAGCAGCAGCAGCAGCAGCAGAAUUAUAACAUGAAUGGAAUGGCUAUGAACCACCAACGUAUGAUGGGGCCCAUGCAAGGCCAAAUGCAGAUGAUGCAGGGGCCACGGGGCCCCCAAGUGAUGCAGGCGAUGCAGCAGGGCCAGUGGGGUCCAGGGAUGCAGAGUCCAAUGCAGAAUCCCCAAAGUCAUCAACCGCAGGUCCCUCCUCAGCAAGGCCCUAUGGCCCCUCAGCAGGCUCAGGGAAAUCCCAUGCCUCCGCAGGGCCAGCUCAUGCAAAGGCCCAUGAUGCCCCAGCAACAGGGUCUCCAAAUGCCCGGGGUCAUGCCUCCCCAGGGGACUUCACAGCAGGGCAUGACGCCACAGCAGCAUAACAUGCCACGGGGAAUACCUGGUAACAUUGCUCCGAGUGCCCUGCAGGAGUUGCUGCGUACCCUCAAAUCUCCCAGUUCCCCCCAGCAGCAACAACAGGUCCUCAACAUCCUCAAGUCCAACCCCCAUCUCAUGGCCGCCUUCAUUAAACAGAGGACAGCCAAGUACCAGGCAAAUCAGCCACAGCAACAACAGCAGGCACAGCAGCAGAACCCUCAGGCGAUGCUGGGGUCUCAGGCAGGUAUGCAGGCCAUUGCAGCCAUGGCAAACCAAGUGCAGAGGCCAGGGAUGGCACCACAGCAGCAGCCUCCUCAGCAGGCAGGGUCCCAGGGCAUGGCAACCAUGGGCCCUCAAGGCCAGAUGAUGAAUCCUGCUCAAAAUGGCAAUCCCCAACUGUACCGCAGACAGCAGAUGCUCAGGAUGCAGCAGCUGCAGCAGCAGCAGCAGGCGCAGCAGCAGCAGCAACAGGGAGGCAUGCCUCAGGGCCACGGUCAGUUCCCCCAGCAGCAGCCAGGGCCAGCAAGCUACUCCCAGCUCCGUAUGCAGCAGCAAAUGGUUAUGCAAGGAGGUGGGGGGCCCAUGGGACAGCUCCCUCCCACAUCCCAAAUGGGCCAACCUGGCAUGGGCAUGGAUGGGCCCCAGAACCUCCUCCAGCAACGCAUACUUCAGCAGCAACAGCAACAGCAGAUGUUAAAGCAGCAGAUGGGCUCUCCAGCGCAGGCCAACUCAAUGAGUCCACAACCCCACAUGCUCCAAGGCCAAGCCCAGGGAGGAGCUCACUUACCUGGCCAAACAAUGGCAAACACCCUGGGAAACCAAGUACGCUCCCCAGCUCCAGUGCAAUCGCCCCGUCCGCCUUCACAGCAGCCCCCGCAUUCCAGUCCUUCCCCACGGAUACAGCCUCAGCCCUCACCUCAGCAUGGCGCCCUUCACUCCAGCUCCCCCCACCCUAACCUUGGAGGCCCCAUGUCAGGGUCCAUGGAGCAGGGACACAUGGGAACACCAGAGCAGAGUGCCAUGCUCCCGCAACUUAACACACCAAACAGAGGGGGGUUGAGUAGUGACAUGGGUAUGGUGGGUGACACGACGGGAGACACGCUGGAGAAGUUUGUUGAAGGAUUGUAGCAUUUUCUGACAGAAGAAAGGCCUUGUUCUGUUUUCAGCUGAGAAAUUUUUUUGUACUUGCUGAUGUAAAAAGCUAAAAAGAAAUACAAACAAAUGAGUCAUAUGAGGCCUACAGACUGUGAACUUUCCUUAAACCAAGGGACUGCUUUUUCUUCCAACACAGAGUGAUUUAAUAAUUGCUGUUGAAAAGAAGACAACAAAGACACAAAGAAUAUAUUUUUGGUUCAGACCAGUCACGCAAGAAUUUUGCGCUGGUCUUUGUGUUGUUUUAAUUUGUUUUUCAUUUGUUAUGCUCUGGUAUUGACUUUUUUAACAAAACUUCUCAAAACAAAAAAUAUUUCAUUUUAUUAUUCAAUUUUUUUUUUAUUUUGUACCUUUGCAAAUUAAUAUCGUAUUUGUGUUGAGAAGACUGUAAAAUUAUUUGUCUGGGAAUUUUUUGCCAGGUUUCACCUCUCGCUCAGUUUCUCUGUUCCUGGCUAAUUUAUUCUAAUAUGCCAUUUUUUCAAAAGGACUGCCUUUAGGAAAGCCUUAAUUUCUUUCCUGUUUGCAGAGUCUAUGGGAGAUUAACGUAUUUGUAUAGAUCUAGGGACAAUUGCACACACCCAAACACAAAAGGCAGGUGUAAAAGAACCCUGCAUUGAAGCUUGUUAAUGUUCACAGGUGCCGGAAUGUUCUUUUUACUGGCUUGGACCCAGAAAUUGUCUUGCAAAUGUUUAAAAAAUUGCUUUGUCUCUCCCUCAGUCUAAAGAGUCAUUCAAUCUUGAACCUCUUUUGCCUGUGGUGGGAAACUAACUUGUUUGACUGCUAAUUUGUGUUCAGAGAGAGUUUUGUGCAUCAUUUUCUCUCUUGCAUUAAACUUGAAUUGAUGAUAAACUGUUCUCUAAUGUAAAUCAUGCAGCUAGACAGUACUGUAAAUAUGCAGAAAAUAAGAAUGAAAUCACUGUACAAACUGGUUCAAAUGGCUCAUUUCGUACUUAUAUACCAUAUUGUUAAAUAAACCUGUGUGCCACAGA
Molecule: messenger RNA, 9401 nt
Organism: Larimichthys crocea (large yellow croaker)
Lineage: Eukaryota; Metazoa; Chordata; Actinopteri; Sciaenidae
Gene: crebbpb
Product: CREB binding lysine acetyltransferase b
Exons: 31
Coding region: 892-8388 (2498 amino acids)
Biological process (GO): positive regulation of transcription by RNA polymerase II
Cellular component (GO): nucleus; transcription regulator complex; histone acetyltransferase complex
Molecular function (GO): transcription coactivator activity; protein binding; chromatin DNA binding
Source: RefSeq, a predicted model, not a curated record